CCGAGUGCGCGAACCGGCCAAAACCCAACUAUUGAACGAACCAGAAUGCUCCACUUAUCACUCACCACUAUAAAUUUCUUCUUUUUCUUUUCUAAAAUCGUCAUCUUUUUCUCACUCAAUUCCCCGUUCGCAGGCCAUCCCUUCCAAAUUCCAAGACGGGGGCAUCUUAUAUCAGGCCCUGAUAGAGCUGCUGAUAGAUAGCAGUGGACAUGAAUGUUAUUGGUUCCUUUUCCUGUGUGAGUUUGAAUGGAGUUAUCCAGAGAAGAAAUGCUUGGGACGUGAGCACCAGCCAGAGGGCCAAUCCCAAUAUAGAUUCUGCACAUGACAAUCUGCAAUCUUUCAGAAGCAGUGACUUCACUGGUUGCCGCUUGAGAGUUCAAUCAUCAUGGCUAAGAAGAUCGAGAGGAGACCAGAAUGUUUUUCCACUGCAGGUAGUUUGCAUGGACUACCCGAGGCCUGAAUUGGAGAACACAACCAAUUUUUUAGAGGCUGCUCAACUAUCUGCAUCCUUCCGUAGCUGUCCACGCCCAAAUAAACCAUUGCAAAUUGUGAUUGCUGGUGCAGGUUUGGCUGGUCUAUCUACAGCAAAAUAUCUUGCAGAUGCUGGUCAUAAGCCUAUACUUUUGGAGUCAAGGGAUGUUCUUGGUGGCAAGGUUGCUGCUUGGAAAGACCAAGAUGGAGAUUGGUAUGAAACUGGCCUCCAUAUAUUCUUUGGAGCUUAUCCCAACAUGCAGAACUUGUUUGGUGAACUUGGUAUCAAUGAUCGUUUGCAAUGGAAGGAGCACUCAAUGAUCUUUGCGAUGCCAAAUAAACCAGGAGAGUUUAGCCGCUUUGAUUUUCCAGAGGUUCUUCCUGCACCUUUGAAUGGCAUCUGGGCUAUCUUAAAGAACAAUGAAAUGCUGACUUGGCCUGAGAAAGUGCAAUUUGCCAUUGGACUUUUGCCAGCCAUGGUUGGGGGUCAAGCUUAUGUUGAAGCUCAGGAUGGCUUGACAGUUGCAGAGUGGAUGAAGAAGCAGGGUGUGCCAAAACGGGUCAGUGAUGAAGUUUUUAUUGCCAUGUCUAAAGCUCUUAACUUCAUAAAUCCAGAUGAGCUUUCAAUGCAGUGCAUUCUAAUUGCUCUGAAUCGGUUCCUUCAGGAGAAGCAUGGAUCUAAGAUGGCCUUCUUGGAUGGUAAUCCUCCAGAGAGAUUAUGCAUGCCAAUUGUCAACCACAUUGAAUCAUUAGGUGGUGAGGUCCGGCUUAAUUCACGCCUUAAGACGAUUGAGCUCAACUCUGAUGGGACGGUGAAACACCUUGUCCUUGGAGAUGGAAAUAUAAUCACUGGAGAUGUUUAUGUAGUUGCUACGCCGGUUGACAUCUUGAAGCUUCUUUUACCUCAAGAAUGGAAAGAAGUUUCUUACUUCAACAAAUUGGAAAAACUUGUUGGAGUCCCCGUGAUUAAUGUUCAUAUAUGGUUUGAUAGAAAACUGAAGAAUACAUAUGAUCAUCUUCUCUUUAGCAGGAGUUCAUUAUUGAGUGUGUAUGCAGACAUGUCCGUUACAUGCAAGGAGUACUAUGAUCCUAACCGCUCUAUGUUAGAGCUAGUUUUUGCACCUGCGGCAGAAUGGAUCUCAUGCAGUGACUUGGAAAUUAUUGAUGCUACUAUGCAAGAACUAGCAAAACUAUUUCCUGAUGAAAUUGCUGCAGAUCAGAGCAAAGCCAAAAUUCUGAAAUAUCAUAUCGUCAAAACACCAAGAUCUGUUUAUAAAACUGUGCCUAACUGCGAACCAUGCCGCCCCUCACAAAGAUCUCCAAUUGAAGGAUUCUAUCUAGCCGGUGAUUACACGAAACAGAAAUACUUGGCUUCGAUGGAGGGUGCUGUUUUAUCAGGAAAGCUAUGUGCUCAAGCUAUUGUACAGGAUUAUGACUUGCUGGCUUCGCGAGCUCAGAAAAGGGAGGAACCUGAGAUGAGUAUUGUUUGAUUAUAACUGUGUAAAUCUCCAUUGAUGGCCUGACAGCAAGCAGUGUUUUCUUCAAAUUAUCAGCUCAUUGUUGUUGUUUACACUGAAAUGCACCACCAUUGUUGUAUUAAGAAUGGUUUCUGAUCCAAGAGGGAUGCUUUGUAAAUCUUCAAUACAACAGGACACUAAAUGAA
Messenger RNA from Dioscorea cayenensis subsp. rotundata (Guinea yam), 2134 nucleotides. Its product is annotated as 15-cis-phytoene desaturase, chloroplastic/chromoplastic. Gene Ontology annotation, biological process: carotenoid biosynthetic process. The record is from RefSeq and is a predicted model, not a curated record. Gene Ontology annotation, cellular component: chloroplast thylakoid. Lineage: Eukaryota; Viridiplantae; Streptophyta; Magnoliopsida; Dioscoreales; Dioscoreaceae. Gene Ontology annotation, molecular function: phytoene dehydrogenase activity.